ACCAGGAACUGGUUUAACUCCAUAGAAUGAUUGGUUGAGUCUCCGUACUAUGGACACGUUUCAAAACUCGGAUGACUUAAUUUCUUGGCAAGUCCACAGAACCAGAAAGACCCAAUUCCAUACCUAACCAAACUGUAUAUAUAUAUAUCAACCCAAACGCAUAUUGAAUUCAUCACUCGCUAGUAGCUACUGCUUCUACUCACUCAUUCAUCUUCAAAGCUAAGCUAUUCAGUUUCUCUUCACCAAUUGCCCUCCAAAUUGAAAACCAUCCAGAAAUGGGGAAGGUAUGUAUAAUUAUAAUCUCUUCUUGCUGUAAGUUCCAAGCAGUAAAACUACAAAUUAAAACUAUGUUUGCACUCUUUGGUUUCUGAAAUCUUGAAUUUCCCUUCGAAUUGAUGAAUGCUUUUGUGAUGCCCCAACCUUAGCCUGAUCUUAUAAUUGGGUUUAUAUAAUUGGCAGCAAAAGGUAGUAUUUAGCAUCACCAUGAGGGAUGAAAAGGCUAAAGUAAAAGCCCACAAGAUUGUGGUUGCCCACUUUGGAGUUGUUUCAACGACCGUGGACCGAGAGAAGGGGCGGAUAGAGGUGGUCGGCGAGUUUGAUGCCGUGGGGCUGGCCGUCGAGCUGAGAAGGAAAAUUGGUCAAGCUAAUAUAGAGACCAUGGCUCCCGUGGUUGAAGAAAAGAAGAAAGAAUAUAGAAGAAAUGAUGCCCCAACACCCCAAUACGGGACAAUCACUUUUGAUCCAUACGUUUCCUAUCAAGCGCCUUCUUACUACUAUAGUUAUUAGGCUAAUUGUUACAAUAAUUAAUGAUUAUGAAAAUGUGUGGGAGGCGUGGUAUGUAAUUCAAUUCAUUCACUUUGUAAAGGAACUAAUAAACCUAUUUAUAUACAUGUUCUUCUCAUCUACGAUUCUUUUCUUGUCAUCUUUAUCAAUUUUUUAUCGAGGCUAGCCCUGUACAAUGUAAUUGUCAAGUAGUCGGAGACUGGAUUUGCUACAAGUCAAGAAUUAAAGACAAUUUGAACACCGAAAUAAUUUAUAAUACGGAUUUGCAUGGAAUUGAAAUAUGCC
Messenger RNA from Cuscuta epithymum, 1068 nucleotides. The record is from the annotation of a GenBank genome assembly. Lineage: Eukaryota; Viridiplantae; Streptophyta; Magnoliopsida; Solanales; Convolvulaceae.